Trichobilharzia regenti is the source of this 665-nucleotide messenger RNA. The record is from the annotation of a GenBank genome assembly. NCBI's taxonomy places the organism in Eukaryota, Metazoa, Platyhelminthes, Trematoda, Strigeidida, Schistosomatidae.
ACGGUUUAUGAGACAUGAUUGACAGUUUCUGACGAUGGAAACAGAUCUGGCGGAUUCAAACAGUUGGUGAAAGUUUGGAUAGUCACCGUUCAUCUUUCCUGGUGCCGGUCAAGUCCUCUUUGAACAAGCAAUAUCUGGAACUUUCUUGGAAUUGGGUCAAGUUCAACAAUGCCUGGGUCAAAGAAGGGACAGAGUGUCUUGGAUGCAAACAGGAAAGUAAGUCAUGGUGACUUGUCUGUUACUUGUAACGAUGUGUCUGAUGUUAAGCAUGACAUGGUUGAUGUUAUUGUUUCGCCGUUCAGGGAUAAUAGGAACAUCAAACUCCCUAGAUUUGAACCACGGUGUUUUGAUGGAAACCCGGCCGAUUAUUUACAAUUUGUAAAGGAGUUUGAGAUCAUGUUGAGUGGUAUUUUAUUAAAUGAUGAAUUGAAGUUAAUGUAUUUGAUGAGAUAUUGCACUGGAGAUGCUGCAAGAGCUAUACAGUGCUGUACGUUUAUGAAGCCAAAAGAGGGCUACUACGAGGCUCUGAGCAUAUUACGUCAAAGGUUUGGAAGACCUUCGAUGAUUGCAGGGAAAUUAUUCGAGGCUGUUAAGGGUAAUGGUGGUCAAUUACAGGAUGACUCCCAGGCACUCACUGAGUUUUUGAUAAUUUGCUAAUUUACAAG